Impatiens glandulifera is the source of this 540-nucleotide messenger RNA. Its product is annotated as protein MOTHER of FT and TFL1-like. NCBI's taxonomy places the organism in Eukaryota, Viridiplantae, Streptophyta, Magnoliopsida, Ericales, Balsaminaceae. The transcript is spliced from 3 exons. The coding region runs from base 33 to 329 and encodes 98 amino acids. The record is from RefSeq and is a predicted model, not a curated record.
AUCCAGAUGCGCCAAGUCCUAGCGAGCCCUACAUGAGAGAAUGGGUGCACUGGAUUGUGGCCAACAUUCCUGGAGGUACCGAUUCUGGUCAAGGAACAGAGAUAGUGCCAUACAUGGCGCCAUGCCCAGCUGUUGGAAUUCACCGUUAUAUUCUAGUACUAUUUAGACAGUCCAUAUAUGUGGACCAAACUAUUGAGAAGCCAAAUAUCAUAACCAGAGCCAACUUCAACACUAGAGCUUUCUCUCAUCACCUAUCCUUGGGAAUUCCGGUUGCAACUGUUUACUUCAAUGCACAAAAGGAAUCCAUCAAACAACGAAAGAAUGUCUAAGUUAUUUCAUCUUCUCCUUGAAUAAAUAUAUAUAUUAUCAUGCAUGAACCUAAUUACUAUAUAAAUACAUAUCUAUCCAUCACUCUAUCUAUCCAUAAUCAAUCUAUCUAUAAAAAUAAGAACAUGUAUUUGAUCAUCUAAAGUGCAAUUUUAUAUACAUUUCGCUUUUGUCUUUAAUAGUUCUGUGAUGUGCUUACUUAUUUAGUAAAAU